AUGUUCGGGCUGCGAGGCUUGCGCGCGGCAAUUCGGAGUAAGAAACUCUGCAGGGAUCGUGCGGCAACAUGUCUCUUGGAUGCACUGGCGGCUCAAGAGCCCACAAGCGAGAUCCUCAUCGAGGCAAGCCUCUGCGUGAAUGAUCUGAGCAAAGCGGCUGCAGAUGUGAGCAUCGACAAGUGGGAAGCCAUUGCCCAGCAGUUUGUGCCCAACUUCGUGCUGAUGUCCACCAGGAAUUUGACAUUGUUAGUAAAUGCAUUGUCACAUGCCCGUGUGAAGAAGGAACUCUGGGUUCCCGCUGCACUGACGGCUCUGAAGACCACGCCAAAGCAGGGCUACUCUUCCCAGGAUUUGUGCGUGCUUCUGAGCUCCAUGGUCCGAUUGUCCUGCGAUGAAGAAGCGUUCAUCACGAGGUUACUUUCAGAAGAAUGCCUGCCUCGCGUUCCAGACCUUGCGCCUCGGGGAAUCGCUGCCUUUGCCCAUGCAGUGACCAAAUUGGGGCAAGAAGCCAGGGCAAUGGACCAUGCUGAAGCUCUUGUGCGAGCUUUGCUCCCGAAGCUGGUAACCUUCGUGGAAGACGGAGCCUUGCUUCCACUGGAGAUUGCCCUUGCCAUCGAUGCAGUCUCGCGGUACGGUGAUGGUGCUGAACCUCUUGUCCCGGGUAAGCCACAGCUGCCAAAGUGGGCCGACAGGGCGACUUCGAUUCUGGAAGUUGGUCUCCUUCCAGCAGUUUCGAGCUUAAAGCCCCUUGAGGUGGUGAUGGUGAUUUCCGCGCUGUCCAGGCGUGGCCAUGUUGGCGCCGACCUUGCAGCAGAGCUCUCACGUGCCAUCGCUGUACAUUUCGCAAAGUGGCCACCCGAAGAGUUGUGCAUUGUGGUGCAUUCCGCGGCGCGGCUCGAUUUGCCUGGUUUGGUCGACGGCAGCACGGCACCGAUUUGGUCAAUCCUUCAGCACGUGGAAGAGGGCCCCAUGGGCCACUUGCUGAAAGACUGCUCUUCGGACCACCUUGUGCUCCUGCUGCAUGGACUUGCAAAACUGUCGGUGCAGCCUUCUGCGUGGCUCUGGGAGUGCGUGCUGGGGAGAGUUUCGGGCAACACUGACACCCUGUCGCGUCCGAGUGCUAUCCGCCUCUUUCUAGCUGCUGCAAAAGCGGACUUCCGGCAUGCUGCCAUUCGCCGUGUGGUGCAACGCGAGGUCGUUGCGGGAGACUUUGCGGCUUUGUCGGAAGAUGCUUUUGCUGCAGUUGUCUAUGGGCUGCUGCAUCCCUUCUACUAUCGGAGACAGAUGUUGCAGGAGUUGCUAGCGCACGCCGCCAGAUCGCGUCCUGUGGACACCCAGAGCCUGGCGCUGCAGACCAGGUUGGGGCUCCUGCACUUCUUCUUCAGCACCAAAGGAGUCAUGCCUUCUUUGGCUCAGAUCUACAUGUUGUUGCAGCUUGAGGCGAAAACGAGUGAGAAGCCGGAGUGGUCUCGCGAGUUGCGCUCUCGACCUUCAGCUCUGCAGGCCGAGGUCCACUUCCACGUCAAUGCCAUCGUCGGUAGCUCCGGUGUGAGAGUCUGCUCAGAGGUGCUCCUCUGGCCGUUCUGUCUUGACCUCCUAUGGCAGCGAGUCCUGAAAAAUCGUGAAUCUGCCGGUGCCUGCCCACGAGAACCCUUGCCGUUGCCUAGAUCCCGAAUCGGGUGGCUCUAG
Messenger RNA from Symbiodinium sp. CCMP2456, 1689 nucleotides. The record is from the annotation of a GenBank genome assembly. NCBI's taxonomy places the organism in Eukaryota, Dinophyceae, Suessiales, Symbiodiniaceae.